Molecule: messenger RNA, 390 nt
Organism: Staurois parvus
Lineage: Eukaryota; Metazoa; Chordata; Amphibia; Anura; Ranidae
Source: the annotation of a GenBank genome assembly
GAUUGUAUACACCUGUGGCCAUGGAGGGGAUUGGAACACCUGAAUCACAUGAUUGGGAGGGGAUUGAACACCUGAAUCACAUGAUUGGGAGGGGAUUGGAACACAUGAAUCAUAUGAUAUGGAGGGGAUUGGAACCCCUGAAUCACAUGAUUGGGAGGGGAUUGCAACACCUGAAUCACAUGAUUGGGAGGGGAUUGGAACACCUGAAUCACAUGAUUGGGAGGGGAUUGAAACACCUGAAUCACAUGAUAUGGAGGGGAUUGAAACACCUGAAUCACAUGAUUGGGAGGGGAUUGGAACACCUGAAUCACAUGAUUGGGAGGGGAUUGGAACAGCUGAAUCACAUGAUUGGAAGGGUGGGGCCAAUACUUUAGGCAAUAUAGUGUAUAU